Messenger RNA from Nicotiana attenuata, 2406 nucleotides. RefSeq names its product probable methyltransferase PMT2. Lineage: Eukaryota; Viridiplantae; Streptophyta; Magnoliopsida; Solanales; Solanaceae. Bases 170 to 2023 code for a protein of 617 amino acids. The record is from RefSeq and is a predicted model, not a curated record. The transcript has 7 exons. Gene Ontology annotation, cellular component: cytoplasm; trans-Golgi network; endosome. Gene Ontology annotation, molecular function: methyltransferase activity.
GUUAUCUUUCCCGUUCCUAGCCCUCUCUGCCCUUAACCAAAUUCAAAACAAAGAACAGCAUUUUUUGUUAUUUAUUUUUUGACAAAGAGCUGGGUGUUUAUAUUCGUUGACACAAUGAUUUAAUCAAAUUGGAACUGCAACAUUGCUGCUUUUUGGAGAUUCGUGGACCAUGGCAACAAAAGGAAAUCCAGGGGAUAACAGAAGUAGAAGCCCUUUAUCAUCAUUAUUUAUUGUAGCUGGACUUUGUUGUUUCUUCUAUAUUCUUGGAGUGUGGCAAAGAAGCGGUUUCGGGAAGGGAGAUAGCAUAGCUCUUGAGAUAACAAAGAAGGCAGAGGACUGCGGCAUCCUCCCCAAUUUGGAGUAUGAAACACACCAUGGGAAUCAAAGUAGCUCAUUCGAUGAUCCUAACCAAGAAAUCAAGGAGAUUGAGCCAUGUGCCGAGCAAUAUGUUGAUUACACACCAUGUCACGAUCAAAUGCGAGCAAUGACAUUUCCUCGAGAAAAUAUGAACUAUAGGGAGAGACACUGUCCUCCGGAGGAAGAGAAGCUGCAUUGUCUCAUUCCAGCCCCAAAAGGAUAUGUGACUCCUUUUCCGUGGCCAAAGAGUCGUGACUAUGUACCUUUUGCAAAUGCACCGUACAAAAGCUUAACAGUUGAGAAAGCAGUGCAAAAUUGGGUCCAAUAUGAAGGCAAUGUGUUUAGAUUUCCAGGUGGUGGUACACAGUUCCCUAAUGGAGCAGAUGCAUAUAUUGAACAGCUUGCUUCUGUGAUCCCAAUAGACAAUGGUACAGUACGAACUGCAUUGGACACCGGAUGUGGGGUUGCAAGUUGGGGUGCAUACCUUUUCAAGAAGAAUGUUCUAACCAUGUCGUUCGCACCAAGGGACUCGCAUGAAUCUCAAGUUCAAUUUGCUUUGGAAAGAGGUGUUCCCGCAGUUAUUGGUGUGCUUGGAACCAUAAAAUUACCAUAUCCAUCUAGAGCUUUUGAUAUGGCUCAUUGUUCACGUUGUUUGAUUCCGUGGGGUGCAAAUGAUGGACAGUACAUGAUGGAAGUCGACCGAGUGCUCAGACCAGGGGGCUACUGGGUACUUUCAGGUCCUCCAAUUAACUGGCGGAGUAAUUAUCAAGCGUGGCAGCGUCCCAAAGAGGAGUUGGAGGAGGAACAGAGAAAGAUUGAAGAAAUAGCUGAACUUCUCUGCUGGGAAAAGAAGCAUGAGAAAGGUGAGAUUGCCAUAUGGAGAAAAAGAGUAAACAAUGAGUACUGCAGGGAACGAGAUUCUCGUGUAACUCUAUGUGAAUCCUCGAAUGCAGAAAAUGUCUGGUAUAAGAAGAUGGAGGCAUGUGUAACUCCUUAUCCUCAGACAACUAAUUCAGACGAAGUUGCUGGUGGGGAACUUAAGCCGUUCCCACAGAGACUUAAUACUGUUCCUCCGAGAAUAGCAAGUGGAUUUGUCCCUGGAUUAUCUGUUGAGUCAUUCCAGGAGGACAACAAGUUAUGGAAAAAGCAUGUGAAUUCUUAUAAGAGAGUUAAUAAAAUCCUCGACAGUGGGAGGUAUCGAAAUAUACUGGAUAUGAAUGCUGGCCUAGGAAGUUUUGCUGCAGCACUUGAAUCACCCAAGUUAUGGGUCAUGAAUGUUGUUCCAAAUAUAGCUGAACAAGACACUCUUGGAGUUAUAUAUGAACGAGGCUUGAUUGGAAUAUAUCAUGAUUGGUGUGAAGCCUUCUCUACAUAUCCUCGCACAUAUGACCUUAUUCAUGGAAAUGGAGUUUUCAGCUUAUACAAAGACAAAUGUAAUGCUGAAGACAUUUUACUAGAGAUGGAUAGGAUUCUUAGACCAGAAGGUGCAGUCAUAUUGCGAGAUCAUGUAGAUGUCCUCACUCAAGUGAAAAGAAUUGCGUCCGGUAUGAGGUGGAACAUAAAAAUGGUGGAUCAUGAGGAUGGUCCUCUGAUCUCUGAGAAGGUGCUAUUUGCUGUUAAAAAAUACUGGGUUGUAGGGGAUAACAACUCAACUGUCUCAGAGUGAAUAGCAUUGGCUUAGCAGCAUUUUUGGCAGAUAAUAGCAGAGCAGCUAAUGCUGCAGUAUUUGGUUCAUUGCCAGAGUUAAUAUUAUUCUUUUACCACUGGAGUUCAGAUUGAUGAAUGAAGCAGAGAACUCUGAUAAUUGUCAUGGUAACCAUUUCUCAUUUUCCAUUUUGACAGUUGCAGAACAGAAAAUGAAUAGGUUACUCAUGGCUAGUUUAUUUUCUUACAAGGCUUCCUUUUUAUUGUUGCUUAUUAUCAUUAACAUUAUUGCUAUUAGUUCUUUAGUUCAUUCAUGGGUUGUAUCAUAUCUUUUCAGCAAUUUUCCUGUAAUUCCAGCCAAGUAAAUUGAACUUUUAUGGUAAAAGAUCAAGUUAUUUCUUUUGA